Larimichthys crocea (large yellow croaker) is the source of this 995-nucleotide messenger RNA. RefSeq names its product small nuclear ribonucleoprotein polypeptide C (gene snrpc). Gene Ontology annotation, biological process: mRNA 5'-splice site recognition; mRNA splicing, via spliceosome; spliceosomal snRNP assembly. The transcript is spliced from 6 exons. NCBI's taxonomy places the organism in Eukaryota, Metazoa, Chordata, Actinopteri, Sciaenidae. The record is from RefSeq and is a predicted model, not a curated record. Gene Ontology annotation, cellular component: nucleus; U1 snRNP. Gene Ontology annotation, molecular function: zinc ion binding; pre-mRNA 5'-splice site binding. Bases 120 to 566 code for a protein of 148 amino acids.
CGAGCACAACCCUCUCCUCACACUCUCAGGCGGAACUAACUGUGAGUGGCUCUCAGAUCCGGUGGGAACACUUAUUGUGGACACCGGAAUCCCGCUCUCGGCCGAGACAGCAGCCGAACAUGCCGAAGUUUUACUGUGACUACUGCGACACCUACCUUACACAUGAUUCGCCGUCGGUGAGGAAGACCCACUGCAGUGGCCGAAAACACAAAGAAAAUGUGAAAGAUUACUACCAGAAGUGGAUGGAGGAGCAGGCUCAGAGCCUGAUCGAUAAAACAACGGCUGCUUUUCAACAGGGGAAGAUUCCUCCCACACCGUUCCCUGGCGGCCCUCCCCCAGGCGGUCCUCCUCGCCCAGGCAUGCUACCAACACCGCCCAUGGGAGGUCCACCUAUGAUGCCCAUGAUGGGGCCUCCACCACACGGGAUGAUGCCUGGUGGACCUGGAGGCAUGAGGCCGCCAAUGGGAGGACCCAUGCAGAUGAUGCCAGGACCGCCACACAUGAUGCGUCACCCUCGACCCAUGAUGAUGCCAGUCAGGCCAGGAAUGAUGCGACCGGACAGAUAAGAGCGAGCGGAUUUUCUCCGUUCUUUGUUGCCAUGAACAGACUCUGUCUAGUGAGGACACUUGGGUUAACACUUGGAUUUAUCAAUUUUUUAAAAAUUCUUUAAUCUCUUCAACCAUGAGCCCCUGAUGUAAUUAUGUUUUUGUGUAAUUACAUUGUUUUCUGCCAGAUGUGAUAUUUAUUACUAUUCACCUCUUCAGAAUUCAUUUUAGACUUUUUUUUUUUUUUUUACGUCAUCUCUUGUGUUGGUGUCAAGAUUGAAAUAUCUAGUCUCACUUUGACAAACUGUUCAGCACGUGCAUUUGAAGAGAGCGUGUUUCAUUUGACAAUAUUUGUUACUAUAUUUCUGCUUUUGUUUUUAGUUUUUACACGUUUUGUUGUAUUUCAUUGCAUUGCUUUGAUAAAUAAAACCGUGAUUUCAAACCCGUUUA